Messenger RNA from Parnassius apollo (apollo), 465 nucleotides. NCBI's taxonomy places the organism in Eukaryota, Metazoa, Arthropoda, Insecta, Lepidoptera, Papilionidae. The record is from the annotation of a GenBank genome assembly.
AUGGAUAAUUUUCAGACGGCGGUGGUAACAUGUACUACGAUUGGGGAGUUGUACGGUGAUACGUCGGAACAUGACGAUAAUGGAGUUCUAGAAAGACUUAAACAGUUAGUAAAGAACAAUUUCCCAGAGGGUUGGCGUGAAUGGAAGGUUGCGAGGCUAUCCAAAGAAGAUACAGUUGGUGCAAAUCCGGACCCACAACUUCUGAAUAAGUUAAGAUAUGCUCUUCCCACGAUUGGAAUUGCAACGGCCUUUAAACCAGAAGCUACCUUUUUAUCAGAAAGACCGUAUCGUGAUUAUAAAGCAAAAAUGCUGGAUUGGGCGUUUUGUAGAGCGCUAAUCAUGUCACCUUCGGCAUUAGCUAACUUAAUUAGAGGCUCUGCAACUCAAACAAUGAUUUUAUUACAGAAAUACAGAAUAGUUUACAUUCUAUGUUGGUAUCGAGACAAGAAGGCUCGAAUCAAUUAA